CCCGGAUGUAAAAUAACUACGUUGAAGACCGUAGUAAUUGUUUCUAUGCGUUUUUAGUCUUUAUUGAUAAUAUUUAGAAAAAUGGGAAAUGAAAAUUCAUUGCCGAUGGAGAUGUGUUCGCAUUUCGAUGCGGACGAGAUUAAGCGGCUAGGCAAGCGCUUCCGCAAGCUCGAUCUGGACAACUCGGGCUCACUGAGCGUCGAAGAGUUCAUGUCGCUACCGGAGCUUCAGCAGAACCCACUCGUGCAGCGCGUCAUAGACAUAUUUGACACGGAUGGCAACGGAGAAGUCGACUUCAAAGAAUUUAUAGAAGGAGUGUCCCAGUUCAGUGUCAAAGGAGAUAAGGAAUCAAAACUCAGGUUGGCCUUUAGGAUUUAUGACAUGGAUAAAGAUGGAUACAUCUCAAAUGGAGAACUGUUUCAGGUGUUAAAGAUGAUGGUUGGGUCAAACCUAAAGGAUACUCAGCUUCAACAGAUCGUUGACAAAACGAUCAUUUAUGCAGAUAAGGAUAAUGAUGGGAAAAUCUCUUUUGAGGAAUUCUGCAACGUUGUUGGCAACACAGAUGUUCAUAAAAAGAUGGUAGUGGAUGUGUAACUUCCAUCAAACCUCCAGCCGCUGUAUUCGAAGGAGCCAGGCCCACUUCUACACAGUUCAAAUGCAAUUAAGCCUGUUCUCUACACCUGUAGAGUUUUCCAACCCUAAAUGUGUCGUGUUUGCUCACCAGGUGUCGCCAUGUCUAUUGUCGUGCGCUGGAGAGGACGUUUUGUUAUGUUUUGCAGUUGCAUUUGAAAAGGCGUUUAGUUAUCGAAAAUCGACCAUUAACGAGUUGAGUUUCGUGUAUAGUUUAUCGAAUGAUGCGAUGAGCAUAUUUCAACUGUAUUUAUAUUAUGCUGUCUUGUCGAAUGGCAUCAAUUCUAGUCACUUGUUUAUACCUAGCAGGCAGUUUAUGUGAUGUUGCAGAUUAUGUGUUACUUGGAAGGCUAUCGCUCUCUCCAGUACAUGUUAUGAUUUGUGGGUGAUUUAUGAACGACCUUCAUCUUACAUCAGAAUGCCAAAGAAAUUCACGGCUUGUGAAAAUGUAUUGUACACUUGGUGGAAUAUUACAGACGUCGGCAAGGAACAUCUUAAAGCUCACACAAUUUGGCAAUUUAUUCUGUUCAUAAAAAGUGUUCACAUACGUAAUGUGUGUAUGUGUGUGUGUGUGUGCGUGCGUGCGGGUGUGUGGCACGUGUGUGCACGGGCGUGUUGUGAGGGUGCAGUUGGAACAUGUAAUCAGAUUAGUUCUGAAUACACAUAGUAAUGUGUAACGGCAGCAUGAAACACCUUUUGCAGACAUUUUACCCGGGGAAAUGCUAUAUGCAUUUGAAAUGAUGUGGAUGUGUGGCGCAGUGCAUCUGUUUCCCUAUUUGUACAUAUUGUAUUGUUCGAUGUUUGCUUUUUUUGAAAAAAUUAUAUAUACACGAGUCUGUAUGUAUGGUAGAUUCAUCUGGGGUUUAUUGAUUCAUUAUCCAGUGCGUCCUUGCUGCUCUGGUUUGAAGCAUCCCUCAUAUUUUAGUUAGAAGUGAUAGUCAACCCCCUUACCUUGCUGGAGAGACAGAGAACAGAGAGAAAGGUUAAGCAUGUUUCUACAAUAUAGUAUAGAUGCGUGUCUGAUUAUAUGCAGAUAAAGCUAUUGAAAAAUCGCUGCCUGUGUCUCGUUCUUUCUCUCUUUUCUGGCCGUGUCGUUUGACAGGGUGUGCGUGUGGUGUGUUUUCUUCUGAGUGGGAUAUGACUAUAUAUAUAGUAUGUAUGUAUAUGUAUAGCUAUAUCAUGGGAUUGUUGCUUAUUGUGUGAUUCAUAUACAGAGACGUUUCAUAGCUGGUUCCAUUUCAAUUUAUUGUCAGCACUCAGUAGCCAGUUUUUCUCUAACAUCGUGUAUAGACAUUCUUUCUACAUACCAUCUCACCGUCUGUAUGAAUUGUCUACUUGCGUUGUCUGCGAACAGUCCGCGUUUAUGAAUUGCCCUGUUUCCGUUAUUGUUAGUAAAGGUCACCUAAGCUCUCUCUGCCCAGCUCCAUUUUCUUGGUGGCGGACAGUUGCAUGGUUGAAUACACUGACCCGUUGUCGUUUACCCCUCAUUCUGACUAAUGCAAUGAAUAUGAGCACAGAUAUAUAAUAGCCGGACAUUAAUGGCAGUCACGUUAUUGCACUUGCACAACUUUUUUAAAUAUAAUAACUUCGAUGUUUCUGUGCUCUGCGGGAAAGGUCCCAACCCGUAUAUUCUGAUUUUCCGCAACGUAACGUUUACUUAACUAUCCAUGUCUUGUGUCAUUCUCUGUGGCGCUUGUAAACCCCCGUGCUACCGUUAUACGUACAGUUUGUUAGAGAAAGGCAUAAUCCCAGCAAGAGCCAGAGAUCGGACGGUUGACCGUCGGUCCCCUGCCCGAUCAGCCUUCGGCAGGAUGGCAAAACUGCAGCGGGGAAUAUCAGUGGCGUCCUCGGGGGGCGACAGUUAAGGCAUGACUAGUACCUCUGCGGUUUAAGGUGUAGAAUAGCCACGCUCCGCAAUGUGGUGACACAGCAGGACCGCCCUCUCCCUCACCGCCGGGGAGCCUAUAGACCGGGCAAAUCUCUUUACAGUCUGUACAUAUUCGUGUGAAUUUUUGUGUAUAUUUUGUGCAUGCCCUCUGAGAUGUGGUAUUUGGCCGUGUUGCGUGCAGGUGUGUGAGGAACCGGGGUUGUGGCUGGCCGCGUCAUGAACUCCAUCGUUCGGCAGUCAGGCCAGGUCGGGCGCCAUCGUAGUGACAGUUGCUUGCGGUAGGGGUGGUCAAUUCACUCACGCCAAUUUUCACUUCAUUUCAAUUAUUGUAAUCUUCAUGGAAGUGAACCGGCGGCCUAUUCUUCGCUUCAUUCAUCUAUCGUGCAUCGAAUUUAGAUACAAACCAGUCAGAAGUUCGUAGCAUAACAGAUAGGUUGGCACAUCUUUACGAACACUGCGAAGGCAACUCGGAGAGCAUAUUAAUUCGGUUUGUUAGUAUAUUCUGUGUUCUGGAAUAAUACGUUGCCGAUGUUGUCUGCGUAUUUCUGCUCAUCUGUUCAUCAACGAUAAGGGUCGAUUAGUACUUGAGCAUGUGCUUUGCAAUAGGACCUCCGCAAUCGCCACCUAUACUUGUAUAGUCGCGUCGCAGUUGUGCCUCCACACCUCGCCUGCCCGGCUCCAAAUACGCAUCUUCAGUUUUCUCCUCUUUGGCCGUUGUGCCUAUGUGGGUUCGUAUUUUCUACGUAAUAGCUGUGUGUGCGCGCGCGUGCGUGCGUGCGCGCACGUGUGUGUGAGAGCAAUACCAGAAUAGUGCCACACGUAUCUGUGUGCGGUUUUGGGCGUGUUAAAUAGCUAGCUAGCUGUUCACUGAUGAACAGCCAAUUCUUCGUAGAACGUGGACGCGGGAUCUUGUGGCUAUUCUAGUGCUAUAGCCGUAGGGAAAAAUUCAAGCUUUUUCGGCGUGUUUUUUUUUACAGAUUUGAACGUAUUGCCCGUUACCGGUAACUAUUACCGAUCUUAGAUUCAUGUAUUAAGCCACCGUUGCACAUUUUAAUGAAACCUAACGAUAUUUUCCUGGUAACAGUAUCACUUUCGAGGCGUUGCUUUUGAAAUUGCGAUUAAAUCGGAAGAAACAUACUAGACUGCUGCGCUCUGCUACUUCUGAUUAAAUCGUUAGGAUUCGCUUAUUUACUUAUUUACUUCCGUCUGAUGUUUCAAAAUUAUAUCAGGAGUUAAUAGUCACAAAUUGUGUAAAUAAUCACAAUUUGUGAUUGUUUACUCCUGAUUAUAUUAGGACGCGAUCUGUUGCGGGAAGAAUGGUUCUACUUCUUGCUAGGGUUUGUUAUCGGAAUGUUGAAAGCGAUGUAAUGGCUUCAGAUUGCCCCGUAAAGAUUAACGGGAAUUGGCGUUUAUAUAUUCGGUCAGCUAUCGUUACACUCUAUUCGAUCGAUGGCGUGGCGUAUAUCAUGUUAUUGAAUUCGUGUUAACUCAAACUUUUUAACAGCAGGCCAAGAGUAGCCAGUCGUACAGUGCUGCCCCAACAGGCGGCUAUAUACGGUCAUGCAUCGGCUGUCUACGCAUGUUUACGUGUUCUGCUUGGAUAUAUGCACGUCGUUGAAAAGAGAGCGUAGCGACUUUGUACCGGAAAUAUAUAUCUGUUAGAUUUACACUAUUUACCUCCGUUUCUAACCUACUAGAGGCGAUAUAUGGAGACAAUUUAGCUAUCAUAGCGAGGUCAACACCCUGUGCCAUGCAGCGUGUUUAUUGUCCAGAACUCGGGUUGUUGUCUAUAUGUUGAGUGGCUUGCUGUGCAGGGUAACGUUAUAUUCAUGGAAUUAGGCUUUAGCGUUGGCAACAUAAGAACAACAUGUUAUAACCGCGCAGGGUUGUGUGGCCGCUUAUGAUGUCUUCUUCCAUUUUUCUCCGUUUCAUUAAAUUUUUGAACCCACCAAAA
Molecule: messenger RNA, 4472 nt
Organism: Priapulus caudatus
Lineage: Eukaryota; Metazoa; Priapulida; Priapulimorpha; Priapulimorphida; Priapulidae
Product: calcineurin subunit B type 1
Exons: 7
Coding region: 82-594 (170 amino acids)
Molecular function (GO): calcium ion binding; calcium-dependent protein serine/threonine phosphatase regulator activity
Source: RefSeq, a predicted model, not a curated record